AGUACAGUCAGCAAGAGACAGAGAUGGUGGAGCUUCAAGGGGCGUGGAAGGUCUUUCGUUAUAAAAUAGGUCCUAAAAAAGCAAAGAUAUUAUAAGGAAGACAGCUGUCUUGGACUGGACUACGGAAAUUUACUGCAAACAUCAAGAACAGGACUUUAGAAAGUGUCAAGCUAAAUCCAUCAAUGGCCAGCCAUAAUGCCCUACUGAGUGGUAUAGAUUUGCAGUGUUAUGAGAAUAACCAUGCUCACCGCACUGAGGAGAUGGAUGUGGAGCGUCUGGUGGUGCGCAGAGGUCAGCCUUUCUCUGUAGUACUGCAGUGUACUGAGCACAUCCCACAGCACAGAGACCAGCAGCUCAACCUCAUACUACACCUGGGAAAGAAAAAUGAGGUGGUCUUGAGGGUGUCAGACUCAGAGCAAGCUCAUGGGAAAUGGUGGUUUAGUCAUCGUGAUGCUCAGGGUGAGGUGAUGCUGACUCUCCACAGCCCUGCUGAUGCUCUUGUGGGUCUGUACAGCAUGACUGUGGUUCUGCUCUCAGCUGAUGGGCAGAUCCUGGAGCAAACCAAGCCUCAGACCUUCUACCUGCUUUUCAAUCCCUGGUGCAAAGAUGACUCUGUGUACCUUCCAAGUGAGGAACUGCUGCAGGAGUACAUUUUAAAUGAAAGUGGGAUCUUGUACCAGGGCUCAUGGGAUGAUAUCACCACUGUGCCAUGGAACUUUGGACAGUUUGAAAAAGAUGUGGUGGAUAUUUGCUUUGAAGUGCUGGACAAUUCACCCACAGCCCUGAAAAAUUCAGAGAUGGACAUAGCUAACAGAGGAAGCCCUGUUUAUGUUAGCAGGACUAUUACUGCCAUGGUGAACGCUAACGAUGAUCGGGGGGUGGUAUCUGGGCGCUGGGAUGGGAAGUACAGUGAUGGGGUGGCACCCACACGCUGGACUGGCAGUGUGCCCAUCCUGAGGCGCUGGAGUGAGAAAGGGGGACAGAGAGUGCGCUAUGGGCAGUGCUGGGUGUUCUCAGGAGUGGCCUGCACAGUCCUCCGCUGUCUUGGCAUUCCAACGAGAUGUAUCACAAAUUACUCAUCCGCUCAUGACACUGAUGCAAACAUUUCUGUGGAUUACCUUUUCAAUGAUCAGCUUGGAAGUGUGUCUGAAGGCAGCAAGGACUCCAUCUGGAACUACCACUGUUGGGUUGAAUCCUGGAUGAAACGCGAUGACCUCCCAGAAGGUUACGAUGGAUGGCAGGUGCUAGAUCCAACUCCUCAAGAAAAGAGUGAUGGAGUCUUCUGCUGUGGGCCUUGUCCAGUCCAUGCAGUCAAAGAGGGAGAGGUGGGGUUGAAGUACGACACCCCAUUUGUGUUUUCUGAGGUGAAUGCUGAUCUGAUCUUCUGGAUUGUUCAUCCAGAUGGCCAACGAAUUCAAGUGUCCCAAAACAGUAAAGUUAUAGGGCGGAACAUAAGCACUAAGAGCGUGUAUGGAGAUUUUAGAGAGGACAUUACUGCUAACUACAAAUAUCCUGAAGGAUCAAUGAAGGAGCGAGAGGUUUAUAAAAAGGCAGGAAGACAAGUGGGCCAAAAGAACAAAGGCCCAGGGCAGCUUGAGCUUUUCAUCAAGCACGCCCCAGCUAUCCAUGGGACAGACUUUGACGUGAUCAUAGAGGUGUAUAAUGCUGGUAGGGAGGACACAGAUGCACAGCUCACAGUCACAUCGAAUGCAAUAACCUACAAUAGUAUCCACCGCGCAGAGUGCCAGAGAAAGACAACCUCUCUCACAGUGCCAGCUCAUAAAGCCCAUAAAGAAGUAUUGCGACUUCAGUAUGACCAUUAUGGGGCAUGUGUGUCUGAACAUCACAUGAUAAGAGUCACAGCCCUCCUCCAACCCACUGAUCAAGACAACAUCAUUCUACAAGAAAUCAACAUCCCCUUGAAAAUGCCAGUGCUUUUUAUCAAGAUUAUUGGGAAAGCGAUUGUAUCACGUAAACUAACAGCACAAAUCUCCUUCAACAAUCCCUUACCUGUUAGUCUUCAAGGAGGCAUGUUUACUGUGGAGGGAGCAGGACUGACAGAGGCGAAAGAAAUAAAAACACAUGGUAAGAUUGAACCUGGUCAGGCUGUGACCGUUAAAUUCUCCUUCAAGCCUACCCGUGCUGGCCUGAGGAAACUGCUUGUCGACUUUGACUCGGACAGACUGAGAGAUGUAAAAGGAGAAACUACUAUCAUUGUUCAGACAAAAAUGUGAAAUAGGGCACUGUCCAAGAAAUCUAGACAAUUCAGAGAGCCAUACAUCAUUAAGUGUGUUGUAAAUGAUACAGCUUAUGAUAUAUACAUGACUUGAUGAAAGCUGUUUUGCUUGUUACUUAUUUUGUUUGAAUUUUUUUCAUACCAAGAGUUUGUAAAAUGUCCUUAAUGAUUACUUUGAUAUGAUAUCUUUGCAUGCUCUCAUGCAGACCUUGAAUAUAAGUACCUUAAAAGCUGUUUUUCUACAUGUACAAUGCCCAAUCAUGUGAAUACACCCUAGCUUUUAAUACAUAAAUGCUUUUAUCUAAUGACAAUUUGGAAAUCAGUGUUUAUUGAUACUUUAAGUAUAAUGCUGCUGUUGUGUUUGAUAUAAAUGUUUUUUUUAAAAAUAAUAACAGAAAGUAAAUGUGACUGCAAAAUAUAUUUUCUAUAUUUGUUGUUUAUCACUCCAUUUCCUAUAAACAGCAAUAUCACAGACAGUAGAAAUAAAAUGUCAGUGAAAUGUUAUAUCAGGUUUAGCUAGAUAGUAUGCUUGCACACUUGACAUUGCAUUUGUACCAUUUAACAAUUGGAAAUGGAGACUUUAGAAGUAAAGACAAAGUCCCUUUGGGUAUUCUAUAGUCUUUGGUAAAGGUAACUUAUUAGAUAACAGGGAUAGCUAAAGAGUAACCUUAACAAGCGAGUAAGUGACAUUUAUUACAGGUAAAUUUCUGAGUAAAUAGUAGUGCCAUUACUGUCAUGUGAAUGAUCAACUCUCUGUUUUCUGUAAAUCAAUUUUCUAAUUGUGCUUAACCUUAUGGAAAUAGAACGUGGGGUUUGUGCAUAAACAAGAUUUUUGUUAUUUUUACUGUUACUUUUAUAGCCAAAUACACAAAAUUGAAAGUACUCUGUUUUAACUUAUUGUUUUACUUUUAUUAUUUAAUGCAUUGUUUUAGUUUCAAUGUUUGUCUUGCUUUUGUAUUGUGCAAAAUCUUCUACCCUUCCUCCAUCACACUGCAUCAUAAUAUUCUAAAAUCUAUUUGGACUGUUACUAUUAUAACUAUUAAUAAUAAUGAUGAUGAUGAUGAAGGAAGUUAUACUUUUAGAGUAACGCACAACGAUUUCCGUAAACAUAUAAAAUAUGGCAUUAUUUAUAGCAAUGGCGUUGCAGGAAGAAGAGCUUCUUAUAAACUGAGAGAGAGAGAAUAAAAAACAUUAAAAGAGAUUGUAAAUCACGUUUGUAACACAAAACAAAGAUAAUAAAAUAAUAAUAAUAAUA
Messenger RNA from Carassius gibelio (silver crucian carp), 3491 nucleotides. Its product is annotated as protein-glutamine gamma-glutamyltransferase 2. Gene Ontology annotation, biological process: peptide cross-linking. Gene Ontology annotation, molecular function: protein-glutamine gamma-glutamyltransferase activity. Bases 183 to 2234 code for a protein of 683 amino acids. The record is from RefSeq and is a predicted model, not a curated record. The transcript is spliced from 13 exons. Lineage: Eukaryota; Metazoa; Chordata; Actinopteri; Cypriniformes; Cyprinidae.